AUGCAGAGACUGCGAGUCACCAGAACGUCAGUCAGGGUGUCUAUAAAGAAUUACUUGGAGAGUCUCUUAUACCACCCCAAAGCACUGCUAUCGGAGCUCCGUCAGAUGGAUCGUCGGCAUUUUCAAACAGCAAUGAAGUACCUCUUUGAAAGCAAGCAGGCCCAUUUGGAAUUGGGAAAUAUCGUCCUUGAUCUAGCUGGGAUAAGAGAGAAGGUUUUCCAAAGCCCUGGAGGAAACAGAACCUUGUUCCUUAUUACUCUGGAGAGAUGCUUUCUGACUUUGAACUCGGUGGAAUGCGUGGAUAUAUUAAGCCAAGUCUUGCGAGUCUCUUCCAUGACAUACCUUCAGCUCCAGACCAUAGCAAGGCUUCCACAGGAUCUUCAGGGAGAUGCGUUUCGGAACCUGUCAAUGGUAUUCAAAGAUCUCUACGACAGAAUAACGGCCAAUGCACAACGAGCUCUUUAUGAAUGGAUGACACAGAUCCUGCAAAAAUCCUACAACGCCAGUGAGUCGGAGAAUUCUACCUCGUGGGUCAGUGCGGAAAACCUGUGGAUUUUGGGAAGGUACAUGGUUCACCUCCCGCUGGAAGAAAUCAGGAAAAUUAACUCUAAUGAAAUGAGGCUCUUCAUCAGUUACGACAACGCAACCAAGCAGCUAGAUACCGUGUAUGACAUCACGCCGGGCCUUGCGCAAGCCUUCUUGGAAAGGAUCAAUGCCUCAGGAUUCGACAUGAGAAACACGUCGACCCUCUAUAGGUUGGGUUUGCUCGUUUGUUUUUAUGAUGACCUGGAGCAGAUGGAUGCCACCGUGGCCCGCGUCUUACUCCAUCAGAUGAUUAAAUGUAACCAGCUGCGAGGCUUUCAGGCAGGAAUUCAAAAGCUCAAAUCUCAGCUUCUCGACGUCGCCACCCAAAACCAGACCUUGAACAGCACCCUCGGGUCACUCUCGGACGCGGUCGUGGGUCUGACUGCCAGCCAGCUGGACUCUCUCUCACCUGAGGCCGUGCACAACGCGAUUUUGACGUUAAACCAAGUCUCCGGAUGGACCAGGAGCCAACUGAUGAUUUUAGCCAGCAAAUACCUCGCGUACGAAAAGGCAUUAUCAUUUCAUAACAUCAGUCAAAUGGGCGCUUUGGUGAUGGGGAUCACCGCUGAGUCUUUCCACAGCAUGAACCCCAAAGAACUCUCCCAGGUGAUCAGAGGCACGCUGGCCCAACACGCAUCUGAUCUGUCGCCAGCGCAGCAGCAAGGGAUCCUCCGUAAGGUAAUGGAAUCUGGGACAUUCUCGUCGGUGAUCACCGACAUCCAGGGAGCCUUUUUCAAAGCAGUGUCUCUUUUCGACUUGCGUAAGGAAGAAGGCUUCAGCUCCUCACUGGCGAAAGACAAAGAAUUGAGGCCCAGUCAGGCCUUGUUUCUGUAUGAAUUGUUGUCAAGGAAGACUCCUCCUUCCGACCUGUUAAGCAUUGCCCAGUUGGUGAAAGGAGUAACUUGCCGGCAGAUCAAAAGUAUGAGCACCAUCUCUUUCCUAAACCUUUUCCACGUUUUUGACAAGAAUCUUCGCUUACUUUCACCGUACCAGAUCAAUUGUCUGGCCUGGAAAUUUUGGCUCAUCUCCAAUAUAUCCAUUCCUCCUUAUCUCUUAUCCGUGCUCCCCGCUGAGUAUCUGGAAUCAGUUAGGGGAUCUCUCUGUAUCCCUUUUGUGACCAGCCUGGGGAAAGUUGAACUGGAUCAUCUUAUUUUAGACGAGCACAAAAAGAAAACGAUUCUGCAGAAAGUCCAGGAGUGCCUGAACGGUUCUCUGGUCGAUGAAUAUGACAUCGACCUGUUGGGAAGCCUCAUCUGCCAUUUGCCGCCUGCUUUAAUUUGCGAUGGGAUCUCACCGGAAACCCUGGUGACGGCUCUUCACCAGUUCAGGCAGUGCCGGCAACUUAACCACGAGCAGAAGAUGGAAAUUAAACACAGACUGAUUGAGAUAUAUGGCUCCCCCAGAAACUGGACUGCUGAAACGACGCAGGAUAGUGGACCUUUCGUAGGCCUUUUGCCCAAAGCUGAAUUGAACAUCCUCGUUGAAAAGUUUCCAGAUAUCCUCCUACAAGCAGCAUCAAAGAUGACCGGCCCGGUUCCUCCUACUGAGGAUCUCCUGUUGGCUCAAUUUGAAUCUGUUCACAGCGCAGUUGGGGCACCUGAUCAAUCUCCCGAUUGUGCAGAAGUCUCGGAGCCUUCAUUAGAUGAGAUUAUCAGGUUAUCGGAAGCCAAUGCGUUUUGGUCAGUUCAGGAACUGAGCUGCAUGAAUCCCGACAUUUUCACCAAGACAGUGGAACUCCUUGGCUUUGUCCGUGGUUUCCGUGCUUCUCAGCUGACCGUGCUGAAAGAGAAGGCUAAGCAGGCGUGGGGGGCAUUGCCCAGCUGGAGGAGUUACCACGUCGUUUCCCUCAGGCGAAUCGCCACGGCGCUAAAUGAGACCGAAAUCGGAGAGCUGGAUUUGAGUUCUGUUGAUACGGUUGCUGCGCUUACUCAGCAAACGGAGUGGGACCCUCUGCAGGCAAAAUCCAUUUUACAGGGGUUUCUAGAAGACUCGGGGCAAGCCGUGGACACUCUGAAAAGCUUUGAGUUGGCCGGGUUGGGCACCACUCUUUGCACUCUGAGCUCCACAGAGAUCGCAGCUAUCGAUCCUCUGGAAUUUAGCGCAGUCGUUGCCAGGAUUGGCUCUUUACUAUGCAGCACCAGCGUUCUGAAAGAAUUUAAAAAGAAGGCCGAGUCUGUGUUUGGAGAGGCUGCCAGAUGGAACAGAGCCAUCCUACAAGAGAUUGGUACCAUUGCAGCUGGUUUAAAUGAGGGAGAAUUAAAAGCUCUGGAUGAAGAAUUGAUGCCCUACUUCCAGCCGGCAGCGAUAAAAUGCAUCCCUGAUGAAAUGUUCAAAGAACUCUCCCCGGAACAAAUAGCCCACCUCGGCCCCGAAAACGCAGCUGUGGUUACGGAGUCCCAGCGUCAACAGCUCGACGAUUCGCAGCUCCAGAGUCUGCUUCUGGCGCUAGACGGAGCCCGAACAAGCGUCCGAGACGUUCCCCUCUGGGAAAGCACGGCUUGGCCCACCUACACCCUGACUGCCAGGAAUCCUGGAAGUCGUCAGCAUAACGGUGUUUGGCUCGGUGGGUAUCAUUUGGGGGAAUGUUCCAACAUGUUCAUCCAGCUGCUGCUUGAAGACUGCCAAGACUUGUUGUAUCUCGACUUUGAAGACGUGGGCAAAAGGCGGGGGAAACGCAGGGGGAAAGCGAGGCGACCUCUGACCGUCGGAAACGGCACGCACAAUCCAACGCCCCGAAAUCGUCAGAGGAGUGACGGUGAGUGA
This is a messenger RNA of Euleptes europaea (tarantolino), 3348 nucleotides long. It is a transcript of the gene OTOA, whose product is annotated as otoancorin. Gene Ontology annotation, biological process: cell-matrix adhesion. The record is from RefSeq and is a predicted model, not a curated record. Gene Ontology annotation, cellular component: cell surface. The transcript is spliced from 27 exons. The coding region runs from base 1 to 3348 and encodes 1115 amino acids. NCBI's taxonomy places the organism in Eukaryota, Metazoa, Chordata, Lepidosauria, Squamata, Sphaerodactylidae.